Molecule: messenger RNA, 2626 nt
Organism: Vigna unguiculata (cowpea)
Lineage: Eukaryota; Viridiplantae; Streptophyta; Magnoliopsida; Fabales; Fabaceae
Source: RefSeq, a predicted model, not a curated record
GCUUUGAACUUGAUAUUUUGUUUUGUUUUGUAAACGGUCAAACAUUUCGGGGUCAUUUCGCCUACACUAUUACAUCUCCAACUAUACGCCCAUUGACCAUACAAAAUCAUGCGAUGCCAAAUUAGUUGAGACGUUAAAAACAUUUAUUUAAUUAUAUAUUUCUUAAUUGAUGUGUUAAUUAAAUGCAGGAUGUGUUGCGAUGAAGGGGAGGAUUAGGUUUCAUAAAGAAACUGUGUUGAAGAAGAGUAUAGUAUAUUAGAUGAAACGUGGGAGAGAAAAGGAAAGAAAGAAAGAAAUAGUAAUAAUAGUUUGUUAAUUGGAUUUGGAAUUGGGGAGUUCAGCUGAGCUGAACUUGUUAUGCUGCUACCAUUCCUUUGCAUAAAAGAUAAAGAUGAAGAGGUCUCUCAGAAAGUUGGGAGUUCUGACGUUAGAGAAGCAUCACCACCACCGUGACCGCACUAACAUUCUUCCUUUGUCCCAGUUAGAGGACCUCGCUCAGGCUACCCAGGACAUGGAAGACAUGAGAGACUGCUACGAUAGCUUGCUUUCGGCUGCUGCCGCCGCCGCUAACAGUGCUUAUGAAUUCUCAGAGUCCUUGGGAGAAUUGGGCUCUUGCCUUCUUCAGAACACCGCCUUGCAUGACGAUGAAGAAAGCGGCAAAGUUCUCAUAAUGCUCGGUAAGAUGCAGUUUCAACUCCAGAAGCUCAUUGAUAAAUAUCGCUCUCAUAUUACCCAGACAAUUACCAUUCCCUCGGAUUCUCUUCUCAAUGAACUUCGAAUUGUUGAGGAGAUGAAGCGACAUUGUGACGAAAAAAGAGUUGCAUAUGAGUCCAUGUUAACAAGAUAUAGAGAAAGAGGUAGGUCUAGAAGCGGAAGAGCAGAGACUAUUUCCUUGCAGCAGUUACAAAUUGCUCGUGAUGAAUAUGAUGAGGAGGCCACCUUAUUUGUUUUCCGCUUGAAAUCUCUGAAGCAAGGUCAAUCGUGGAGCCUUCUAACACAGGCAGCACGCCACCAUGCAGCUCAGUUGUGUUUCUUCAAGAAAGCAGUUAAAUCUCUUGAGACAGCAGAGCCGCACGUAAAAUUAGUAACAGAACAGCAUCACAUUGAUUACCACUUCAUUGGUAUUGAAGGAGAGGAUGAGGAUGAGGAUGAGGAUGAGGAUGAGGACGAAGAUGAAGAUGGUGACAGCCAUGAUGAGAAUGAUGAUGGGGAGCUGAGUUUUGACUAUACACAAAAUGAACAUGAGCAAGAUGUUUCUACAUUAGACAACUCAAAGAAGGAAAACUUGGAUAGGCUUCGCAGGAAUUCAUUCUCCUUCAGGGUUAGGUCAGCGAGCCAAUCUGCCCCACUUUUUGCUGAUAAUAAAUGUGAUUCUAGAGAAAGGCUGAGACAGAUGCGGCCAACUUUAUCACGGAAGUUCAAUUCAUAUGUGCUGCCUACACCAGUUGAUGCAAAGAGUUCCAUACCUCCGAUGUCAAGUAAGCAAGUACCUUCCAAAAUAAAGGCAAAUUUAGAUGAGCCUAUGAAGAAUUUGUGGCAUUCAUCCCCAUUGGAACAAAAGAAAUACGGAAACAUUUUUGGAGAUGGGGCAUUUUCUGGUCCGAAUGUUAGGACUGCGCAGUCUGUAGUCAAGGAGAGUAAUAGCAGUACUGCGUACACAAGAUUGCCACCUCCUUUAAUUGAUGGUAAUUUAUCCUCAAAUCAUGAUUUUGUUACUGCUUACUCUAAAAAGAUUAAAAGACAAGCCUUUUCUGGUCCAUUGGUAAGUAAUGCUUGGCCAACCAAGCCUGUUUCUGUAGAGAGUGCCCAGUUGUUUUCCGGACCUCUUUUACGGACAUCAAUUCCUCAGCUUCCAUCGUCAUCAUCUCCAAAAGUAUCUCCUAGUGCUUCUCCCCCUCUUUCAUCUUCACCUAAAAUAAAUGAGCUUCAUGAACUUCCAAGGCCUCCAACCAUUUCCGCAUCCAAUUCUAAGCUUUUAGGUUUGGUGGGUCAUUCAGGUCCAUUGGUGUCCCGAGGUCACCAGCUUUCUGCUCGAAAUAAUUUGGUUACAUCAAAUGCAGCAUCUCCAUUGCCAAUGCCUCCUUCAGCAAUGGCUCGAAGUUUCUCCAUACCUUCUAGCAGUGCUAAAGUUGCAGCAUUAGAUGGGUCAAGACCUCCAGAAGACCCUAACAGAUCAUCAAUAUCCGAGUAUGUUGAUUCUCCUCGUCCGAUGUACAUUGCUUCAUCUACUAGUUAGCCAUCAUGAGACGGCUGUCAGACUGUUGCUCGGGUUGCCUUGUCUGGAGACUGGAGGGAUGUACAUGCUUAUAUUCAUAAUAUUCAAUGGCCCAGGUAUGGUACUUAAGCAGAUUAACUGUUUUUAAGAAGAUAUGCUCUAUUCAAUAUCGUAAGGGUCAAGUUUUGUUUCUCAGUUUGGUACAGUUGCAAAUCUGUAAAUAUUCCUUUAUAAUUCUUUUUCUGUCGUUAUUAUUGUUAAUUCACCCAGCAAUGGGGCCGAUAAUUCUAUUUUUUAUUUUUAGCGAAAUAAAUGACCAUGUAUUGAGCUGUCAAAUUUUUCAUUUAAGCAAACUAUUUAGCUCCUUAAUGCGAGAAAGUGACAUAAAUCAUUUUCCUAAAUCAUUCUAAA